Symbiodinium natans is the source of this 1011-nucleotide messenger RNA. Lineage: Eukaryota; Dinophyceae; Suessiales; Symbiodiniaceae. The record is from the annotation of a GenBank genome assembly.
AUGGCCAGCAACUGGAGUAUUGUCAUGCUGUGGGGAUGGCAGAACUCCUCGCAGAUCCUGGGUAGUUACCACUUUUUUCCCGCGCUUCGAGUGACAAGAGGCCGUUUGGACCGAUCUUUCAUCGAGUCCGGGCUUGCCGCCGCCAAGAAACAAUGCCUGCAUGUGCCGGGCGGGUGCUCUCGCGACGGAAGCAACGUGGUUCUGCAAGAUGUGUGGGAGUAUUGGCCGAGCAAUGCUUCCUGGAGGGACGUGACGCCUUCACUGCCCGGUCCAGGCCCGCGGUGGCGGCACACGCUCGUGUGGUCGGAGAGUGAUGGCGGCUGUCUCCUUUUUGCAGGAGCUUCGAAUCUCGAAGUCUGGCUCUUGCAGCCAAAUGCUUCUGGCUACCAGUGGUCAGCAGUGAGCGUGGUCAGCAACCCGAGCGCUCCAGGAAACCGGCUUCACACGGCUGUGGCAGCAAACGUCGACGGACAAAGUGCCAUGUUAGUUUACGGAGGGAUUGGGGGCACCAACCCCAAGCAACGCCUCUUCGCCUUCUUCCCUCACAAUGGCACAUGGACCACACGAGCGAAUGGGCCGGGUAGCAAUAGCUUUGUGCGCUAUUCCCACACAGCCGUGUGGGCAGCUGAGCUGAACCUCAUGCUCGUGUUCGGAGGAGCCAUCACUGGGGGCCUGAACGACCUUCAUGCCUACAGCCCCGCCACGGACACGUGGCAACAGCUCGGCCCUUCCGGGGCUUUGCCAAACGGGCGCUUGGGUCAUGUUGCAGUCUGGACGGGCAGUGCUAUGAUAGUGGCUUCCGGCCAAGGAGGAAAUGAGGACGGGGCUUGGGUUUGGAGGCCCGUUCCAGACCUCCAGGGCAGCUGGGAGAAGACGUCAACGAGCGUCUACCCAGGCUUUGACCUUGACAACAAGCGGGGCGCGGCCGCUUGGGAUCCCUUCACAUCCCGCAUGUUCUACGGCUUCCGGGGAACUGCAGACUUCUGGUGGAGCUAUCAGCUGCCAGGUUAG